AUGGCAUCCGUAAUGAUGGAUUAUGAGUUUAAAAUGAAAACACAAACUGAACGGUCUAAAGUUGAAGAUUUAUUCGAUUACGAAGGAUGUAAAGUUGGUCGGGGUACUUACGGUCAUGUUUACAAAGCUAGAAGAAAAGAUGGUUCUGAUACUAAGGAUUAUGCUUUAAAACAGAUAGAAGGAACAGGCUUAUCGAUGUCGGCUUGUAGAGAAAUCGCGUUGCUCCGUGAGUUGAAACACCCAAAUGUAAUUAAUCUGAUUAGGGUAUUUUUAUCCCACACUGAUCGUAAAGUUUGGUUAUUGUUUGACUAUGCAGAACAUGAUCUUUGGCACAUCAUUAAGUUUCAUAGGGCAGCUAAAGCCAAUAAGAAGUCGGUCAUGGUUCCGAAAGGCAUGGUGAAGAGUUUAUUAUAUCAGAUAUUAGAUGGAAUACAUUAUUUACAUUCAAAUUGGGUUUUACAUAGAGACUUGAAACCAGCUAAUAUUUUAGUAAUGGGUGAAGGUCCUGAAAGAGGUCGGGUAAAGAUAGCAGAUAUGGGAUUUGCAAGAUUGUUUAAUGCUCCCCUAAAACCAUUAGCUGACUUAGACCCUGUUGUUGUUACAUUCUGGUAUAGAGCACCUGAGUUGUUAUUGGGUGCUAGGCAUUAUACUAAAGCAAUUGAUAUUUGGGCAAUAGGCUGUAUAUUUGCGGAGUUGUUAACUUCAGAACCUAUAUUUCACUGUCGUCAAGAAGAUAUAAAAACUAGUAAUCCAUAUCAUCAUGAUCAAUUGGACAGGAUAUUCAAUGUUAUGGGUUUCCCUCAAGAAAAAGACUGGGAAGAUAUAAGGAAAAUGCCUGAACAUGCCACUUUAGUUAAGGACUUUAAGAGAUCUAACUAUCAAAACUGUUCUCUUAGUAAAUAUAUGGACAGGCAUAAAAUAAAACCAGACAGCAAAGCAUUUAGUCUCCUACAAAGGUUAUUAUUAAUGGAUCCAAAUAGAAGAAUAACAUCUGAACAAGCAAUGCAAGAUCCAUAUUUUUCAGAAGACCCUUUACCAACACAGGAUGUAUUUGCGGGAUGUCCAAUACCUUAUCCAAAGAGAGAAUUUCUGACUGACGAUGAUCAAGAGGAUAAAAGUGAAUCGAAAGCUCGACAAAAUCAACAACAACAACAACAGACUAAUACUCAGCAAAACCAGGUACAAGCUAACAGCCACGACCACGCCGCCAACAACGCUAAGAGAAUGAGGAUGUCAGGCCCGAACCAAGGCAACAACACAGGCGGUGGCGGUCAGCAAGAGUUCCAUCAACAACAGCAGAUGAUGUUCAGCAGUCAACAGCAAAACGCCGCCUCGCAACAACAGGGCAACUUCCAACAACGGUUU
Messenger RNA from Brenthis ino (lesser marbled fritillary), 1365 nucleotides. Lineage: Eukaryota; Metazoa; Arthropoda; Insecta; Lepidoptera; Nymphalidae. The record is from the annotation of a GenBank genome assembly.